GCGCCCCCCCUGCUAUCGCGUGGUGGGGAUCAUCCAUAUUGCUGCGAGUGGUGGUCGGGUUGUCGUCAGCGAGGCCCCCGCACGCGUUUAUUUACCGUUCUAUAUGUUUGAAUCCAGCACCGUCCACUCCGCGUCUUAGCCUGAAGCUCGUUUGGCCUCGGAGCGACCGAGGAGCGGCUCACUCCGCGGAGCGACUCCGGCUAGUCGAGGAACCGAAGCCUGGUAAAUCCUGCGGGGGGAAGAAAGACCGUGGUGGGAAAUGGCCACUCAGGUGGAGGCGCUCCUGCCCGGCAACCCGCUGGCCAAGGCGGAGGAGCACGGUCAAGUGAUUCGCUCCGAGCCGGAGAUGGACCGGGGUGAGAGGGCCAAGCAGGAGGUGGCUGUCGGGGACCAGGGCACCAACGAGGAGGAGCAGCGCUGCGACGAGGAGGGAAGCGACAAGGACGACGAGAAAGGCAGGAAGGAGUUUCCCGAAGCUCCGCCGCCCAAGGUGAACCCGUGGACUAAGAACAUGAACGCGGUGACCGUGGUCAGCGUGAACGGACAGACACACGAGUCGACUGGGCCUGCGAAGGUGGUGAGAGCCGGGAACCCUCCGAAAGCCAGACGUGGAGGGAAGGUUGGAGAUUUCGGCGAUACUAACAGCUGGCCCACUCCUGGGGAAAUUGCCACAAAGGACAUGCAGAUCGAGGCGGUGACACGGACCGUGUCCUGCCCGCCGACUGUCAGGCAGGUCAAAGAGUCAUGGAGAUCCACUACCCACAAGAGAACGAUCACCAAGAAGGAAUCCAAGGAGAAAAGGGAGAGCAACGAGGAGAGCAAGGAGAACCUGAAGACAAAGUCGGACGACUCUGGAGAGGAGAAGAACGGCGAUGACGACUCCCAGAAGAACGGACAGAAAAAGAAAGGAAACAAGCAAAAAUGGGUCCCCCUGAUGAUCGAGGUGAAGUCUGAGGGUCCACGUGAGCGCUCCGCCUCCAGGAACAACAGCAGGCAGAAUGAGAACCCUCGACUGCCCCCGAACGCCAGGAAUGACCUCAGAGACUGGCACAGCCAAAAGUAUGAGCGGGAGUGGCGCGACGACCACGACGAGGUGUCCAGCGUGAAGAGCGAGGGGGCGCCGUUCAGAGGAGGGUUCAGAGGUCGCGGACGAGGCCGGGGAAGAGGACGAGGCAGAGGGAGAGGACGAGGCCACUACGACUUCCACUACGGCUACAAGUCCUACGAUGCGAAAGACGGUUCUGCGGGCCAGAAGUUUGCCAACUCUGUGACCUACUACUACGACAACAUGAGCAGCAGCGACCUUUACUCCGUGGACCAGGACCUGCUGAAGGACUACAUCAAGAGGCAGAUCGAGUACUACUUCAGCCUGGACAAUCUGGAGCGAGACUUUUUCCUGCGACGGAAAAUGGACCAGGAAGGGUUCCUGCCCAUCUGGCUCAUCGCCAGCUUUCACCGAGUGCAGGCGCUCACCACCGACGUCAACCUCAUCAUCGAAGCUCUGAAGGACAGCAAGGAGGUUGAAAUUAUCGACAUGAAGAUCCGCCGCAAAGUGGACCCGGAGAAGUGGCCUUUACCGGGCCUGAACGUGCUCAGCCCCACCCCCACCGACUUCUCCCAGCUCAUCAACUGCCCCGAGUUUGUCCCCCGGCAGACCAACGAGGAGCCCACCGGUUCUCCCCGAGUGGCGACGCCCGUGACCAAGCAGGACAUGGACAUCUCUAAUCUGAAAACCAUGCCCAAGGGUCUCUCCGCCAGCCUCCCUGACCUGGACUCUGAGUCCUGGAUCGAGGUGAAGAAGCGUCCGAGACCGUCUCCAGCACGACCCAAGCAGUCCAAAGACAAGGAAGAGAGCGUGCGAUCGCCUGUUCCCAUGGCCGGCCUGUCGCCUUCUCCCACCGCUGCAGCAAAGAAGGACGGAGCGGACCAGGACGAGCCGGAGGAACUGGACUUCAUGUUUGACGAGGAAAUGGAGCAGAUGGACGGUCGGCGGAACACCUUCACCGACUGGUCGGACGAGGACACGGACGGCGAGAUCGACGACCACGACGUCAACAAAAUCCUGAUCGUGACGCAGACGCCGCCGUACCUGAGGAAGCACCCGGGCGGAGAUCGCACCGGCAACCACACGUCGCGGGCCAAGCUCAGCAGCGAGCUGGUCAAAGUCAUCAAUGACGGGCUCUUCUACUACGAGCAGGACCUGUGGGACGACACGUACGAGCCCGAAUACGCCCAGAUCAAGCAAGAAGUGGAGAACUUCAAGAAGGUCCACUUGAUCAGCCGUGAGCAGUUUGACUGUUUGACCCCUGAACCUCCGGUCGACCCCAACCAAGAGGUUCCCCCUGGUCCCCCAAAACCUCAGCAGAUCCCGACAGACGCCCUGGCUAACAAGCUCUUCGGCGCCCCCGAGCCUUCAUCGAUAGCUCGAUCGCUCCCCACCACGGUGCCCGACUCCCCCAACUACCGCAACGCCCGGACGCCCCGCACACCCCGCACUCCUCACCGGAAAGACCCCACCAUGACGCCGCGCUUCUACCCCGUGGUGAAGGAGAGUCGGCCGGUCGAUGCCAAGACGCCCAGAAAAAGGAAGACCCGACACAGCUCUAACCCCCCCAUGGAGUGUCACGUCGGUUGGGUGAUGGAUUCUCGAGAGCAUCGCUCCCGGACCGCCUCAGUCAGCUCCAACGCCAGCCCCUCAGAAGGAAUUCCCGCCCUGGGCAACAUCGGCUGCACGCCCCAGUCCCUCCCCAAGUUCCAGCACCCAUCCCACGAGCUGCUCAAGGAGAACGGCUUCACGCAACACGUUUACCACAAGUACCGCCGGCGCUGCUUAAACGAGAGGAAGCGCCUGGGCAUCGGUCAGUCGCAGGAGAUGAACACGCUCUUCCGCUUCUGGUCCUUCUUCCUGCGAGAUCAUUUCAACAGGAAGAUGUACGAGGAGUUCCGGCAGCUGGUGGUGGAGGAUGGCAAAGAAGGCUACAGGUACGGCCUGGAAUGCCUGUUCAGGUACUACAGCUACGGCCUGGAGAAGAAGUUCAGGCCCGACAUCUUCAAGGACUUCCAGGAGGAGACCAUCAAGGACUAUGAAGCAGGUCAACUUUACGGGCUGGAGAAGUUCUGGGCUUUCCUCAAGUACUCCAAAACCAAGACGCUGGAGAUCGAUCCCAAGCUGCAGGAGCACCUGAGCAAGUUCAAACGCCUGGAGGACUUCAGGAUUGAUCCUCCGAUGGAGGACGGCGGCCGCAGAAGACACUCAUCCAGCGGGGACGGCCGCCGCCGGCACCCGUCGCAGACCUCCAGCCGGCCCAGCAGCCAGGCCGCCUCAGGCUCCGCCCCCGGCGCCAGGGACGACGGCAGACCCAGCAGCCAGAGACCCCCCGCCACUGACCUCGCGCCGGACGCCAACACGCCGAAGUAACUUCAGAUCCUUGACUCACGGGGGUCCCUCGGUGUCACAGCAGGGGGUGGGGGCGGGGGGCACCCUGUCCCUCAUUUGUCCAGUGAGCAGCCAGGAGGAACCACAGAACCUUUUCAGAGAGAAAUGUCUAUUUUAUCUUCAGAGAAUCCAUUUUUUUUAACAGUCGCUCCACAGGCUGGAUGUUUUACUUUGCUUUGGCCCCCCCACACCACCUCCCACCCCCGUGAUCGCCACCGUCCUGCUGGUUCCAUUGACCUUUCCUGCUCGGAUGCAGCGUCAUCUUUUCUUUGGCUCGUGGUGGCGUCGCAGACUUGACACACGAGCCGCGCCUCGGAGCCCCCGGACAUCCGACUGGACCAAAGUGGCAGUGUGGACCGAGCGACAGACGCCUCCGCGGCCUGGACGGGGAGGCGCUAAAAAGACUCAGAACCAAAUGAUGUUAAGAGAAACGAAGACUCCCUCUGCCUGGACCAGAUGGUUGCAAGUUGCCUUAUAUGAACUGAAGACGAGCCGAGCGUGCGCUGGUGCUGCGUUUGCCAAACUCCUGACAUCUCUCAGAAGUCUUCCAAGUGUCAUGUGAUCUGUUACAAAUUCUUCCCCCGCGUCUGAAAUUCUUUUUGUCUCGGACCUCCUCCGUCACCUGGACCUCCUGUCGGGUGCUUUUCCGUGGUCCACGUCCAUCCGCACGACAGCGUCCGAUCCAUCCGUCUAUCAUCCAUCCGCUGUUGAUGUCUGGAGUCCAACUGGAUCACUUGAAGAACCGAUGGUUCUCCGUCACCGGUGCUCAAACCUUCACUCUUCACCAGGACCUCAGCUGCUGGCCGUUUCCUCCCAGAUGAUUUCCCUCUUCCUGAUGAUCCAUCUUGAGUUGUCACCUGAGUCAGCAAAUUCCACGGCGGUGGGCUUCAUCGUCCGUACGACAGAUUUGCCUUACACGUGUACGCAACCUUUUUUUUUAACAUUUCAUAAUAAUUUUAAUUUGCAGUGUUUUAGUGUUGUUUCUAUGAAGCAGGAUUGUCAGGCCUUUGUUUUUUUUUCUUUCUUUUAAACCGCUUGGAAUUGGGAACACGGCUCGAACACAAAAGGGAAACUCGGCCUGUUUGGACGACAUGAGUGAAAAAAAGUCUUAAUUCUCAUAUGGAUGUUAAUAUCACAAGGUUUAGGAUUUGAGUUUGGGAGCUUGUGCCUGUGAAACCCCCCGUGCAGUCGACUGUUUGCCUCCCAGCACUUUUCUCAUCUGCUCCGGCUUUUUAGGUUUCUGUCUCGACAUUGAACUUGAAAAAGAAAGUUAUUUUUCCUCUGUAUCUUCGUCUGGGUCGAGCUUCAGGGAGACUGAGAGGUGCAGACACGGCAGGGCUCCUUCCUGGUGGAGAAACAUGAUCUCCUCUUGUGAUAUUCACCCGUCACUGGACAUGUUGGGGAGUUGUUUGGAGCCUUCCUGCUGCUUGCUGCAGCUGGAGUUGCGUGUGGACGACUGGACACUAGGUGAGGAGGAAGCGGGCUGUCGCCAGUGAGGCCUGGAGACUGAAGCGUAACGUCAUAAAGCCAUAUAACUGCUUAUGGACCGUCGGGAUAGAUCACCACCUUACAAUAUCGUAGGCUUGUCAUGAGGAAAAAAAACAUGAAAAUGACAAAAGGAACAAAAAAAUAUAUAAAAUGGCAAAAUGUAAAAUACUUGAAUGAGAACUUGUAUUAUAACAUUUAAUAUUGAUUAUCUGCUUUGUAGGCUGAUGUGAUUCGCUAUUAGUGUCAUUUGUAAUUUGUAGUAAUUGCUUUUCCUUAUUAAAGAAAAAAACACAAAACGCACAAAAAAACCUCAAACACGGUCUCGGUCGUUUCAUUUGUCCGUUUGAGUGUUUCGGUUCUCAGUGCUGGCCGCCCUGCUGUCACGUGACUGUUGCCUUUAGGGAACGAUCUGAGAAGUUCAUGCUCAAACUCUUGUUGCAGAUUACGGAACUUUUUUUUUUUUUCUUCCCCCCCCAGAGUUCCGGGUUGAAAAUGUGGGAUGUAGAAAAAGUUGAAUUGCAGGACAAAUUCAUAAGUUGAAGCUGGAGGCUUUCAGUGACUUGUGAAAACUCUAGCUUCAAUUACUGUUAUUUAAAAAGAACGUCUGAAAAGUGCAAUGGAAAACACGGGGCACUUUUCUCUUUUGUGACAGGAUACAUUUUAUUUUGUAAUAUUGCGCUUGUUUUUACAUUCAAUUCGUCAAUGCGUCUCACAGAAGCAAACAAGUUUGGGCGGGAUUGAUUUCUCCGAGCAGCAAGUGAAUGCACCACACCAGUUGUCAAACACUAUGUUUAAAUGAUCACGAUGAAAUAUUUGUAUUUGUCGGAGCGUUACAUUCUGAGAUUGGGGUGAAAGUCAGUCGCUCCAGCUUCUUCGUGUUCACUUACUUUACUU
Molecule: messenger RNA, 5818 nt
Organism: Synchiropus splendidus (mandarinfish)
Lineage: Eukaryota; Metazoa; Chordata; Actinopteri; Syngnathiformes; Callionymidae
Gene: larp1
Product: La ribonucleoprotein 1, translational regulator
Exons: 21
Coding region: 260-3418 (1052 amino acids)
Biological process (GO): mRNA stabilization; positive regulation of translation
Cellular component (GO): cytosol; cytoplasmic stress granule
Molecular function (GO): RNA cap binding
Source: RefSeq, a predicted model, not a curated record